AUGGCUACAUUAUCAGUGCCUGAUCAGGUUCCUCCUGUGGCCGAAGACUCUGAAAAUCUUCAUAAAGCAAUGCAAGGAUGGGGAGCUGACGGGAAAGCACUCAUAUCCAUAUUGGCUCACCGGAAUGGAAGGCAGCGUUGUUCGAUACGUCAAGCUUAUGCAGAGAAAUAUGGAGAGGUUUUUUCCAAAGAGCUUGAGAAAAAACUUUCCGGUGACUUUCUGAGGUCAAUGCUUGUAUGGACGCCACACCCAGCUGAACGAGAUGCAAUGCUAGCUUAUGAAGCUGUUAUGAAUAAAAAGUCAGAAGCCUAUUUUGUGAUAAUGGAAAUUGGUUGUACAAGAACGUCUCAAGAGCUCUUUGAGGUGAGACAAGACUACCUUGCUCGCUGCAAGAGAUCUCUAGAAGAAGAUGUUGCUUACCGCACGAGUGAAGAAAUCCGAAAGCUGUUAGUUCCUCUUGUUACUAGUUACAGGUAUGAACCUCAGGACGAGACACAGGUGGAUACUGAGAUGGUGAACUCGGAGGCUAAAAUUCUUCAUGAGGUAGUCUCCCACAAGGACUAUGGUCAUGAGGAGCUAAUCAGAAUUCUAACUACUAGGAGCAAGCCACAGUUGAGAGCAACUCUCAAAAGCUAUUACGACCAGUUUGGCAAUCCUAUUAACAAGGACCUCAAGAACAAGCCAAAGGAUGAAUACCUUGCUUUGCUGAGAGCCACCAUAAAAUGCUUGACUUGCCCGGAGAAGUAUUUCGAGAAGACUCUUCGUCUGUCCAUGAAAGGCCUCGGAACUGAUGAAGAGACUCUAACCAGAGUGGUAGCCACUCGAGCCGAGGUUGACAUGAAGCAUAUAAAGGAACAGUACGAGCGGAAGAAUAAUGUUUCUAUGGUUGAUGACAUCAAAGGUGAUACUUCUGGUGACUAUCUGAGGAUCUUGCUUGCCUUAGUCAAUUGA
This is a messenger RNA of Fragaria vesca subsp. vesca, 951 nucleotides long. RefSeq names its product annexin D7-like. Bases 1 to 951 code for a protein of 316 amino acids. Lineage: Eukaryota; Viridiplantae; Streptophyta; Magnoliopsida; Rosales; Rosaceae. The transcript has 3 exons. Gene Ontology annotation, cellular component: cytosol; cytoplasm. Gene Ontology annotation, molecular function: calcium-dependent phospholipid binding; calcium ion binding. The record is from RefSeq and is a predicted model, not a curated record.